ACACCGGGCGAUUCAGCAGCUUGUGCUCGAAGGAGCCGUCAACUGUGUCGCCCGUCGAGCCUCUUCACGGUCGUGGAUCAAAAUAGAGACCGACAGCAGAAGCAGCGGACGCUCUGUCACGGGACGGGAGAUGGACAACAAUAAACGAACGGUGGUCGUCACAGGUUUUGGGCCAUUUGGAGAGCACACAGUCAACGCCAGCUGGGUAGCAGUACAGGAACUAAAGAAGCUUGGACUGGGCAGUGAAGUGGACUUGCAUGUGUACGAGGUUCCUGUAGAGUACCAGACAGUCCAGAGUUUGGUACCAUCAUUAUGGAAGCAGUAUCAUCCACAGUUGGUAGUUCAUGUUGGAGUCUCGGGCAUGGCCACCACUGUCACAUUGGAGAAGUGUGGCAGAAAUCAUGGCUACAAGGGUCUGGACAACAGCAGCUUCUGUCCUGAUUCGCAGUGUUGCAUUGUGGGAGGCCCAGACUGCAUCGACUCAGUUAUUGACAUGGAAUCGGUCUGUAAGAGAGUGACCGCCUCAGGGCCGGGAGUAACUGUGUCCGUCUCCAAAGAUGCUGGAAGAUAUCUCUGUGACUUCACCUACUACACGUCUCUAUACCUGAGCCGCGGUCGCUCUGCCUUCAUCCACGUGCCUCCUCUCGGAAAGCCUUACAGCGGGGAAGACCUGGGUCGCGCACUGAAGGCCAUCGUCCAGGAGAUGCUGGAGCUCCUUGACCAGGCUGAGGAGAAGAUACACUGCCAGCAGCAUUUCCACUAAGUGACCUCCAGAUGCCAACGAGCCCCUCCAGCACUCGCCACACAAGAGAAAUUGCACUUAACCACAAGUAGCCAAACUUCUUUCUAUUUUUUAAACGUUUGUUUCAAUUAAAAACGUCAGCAUAUUGGGUGUUUUAAGCUUCUGUUAGUCUUAGGUUUUUCCUUCUUGUUUUGUUUAGCCUGAUUUGGUUUUUGUUUUAUUGUCUCCCGAUAGUUAGAAAAUAAACUGGGAGUCUAAAGACAACCUUUUGGUCACACUGUAACCUAAGCUUUCCUCCCACUUCAAAGGAACAUGAAACAGCAUGACUUUGGAGUUUUAAAAAACAUGGAAAAUACAAAAAUAGGUCCAUACGUAAACACAGCAGCAAAGUGCCGAUAUUAUGACGUGUAAUCCCCAAAGUGGCUGCUAUUAUUGCACCUUAUAGGGUUAGGGCUAUUGAAAGUCACAUUUGGGGAACCAGCAAAAUGUACUCCAUCCUCUGGUCCAUAAUCUUUCAGUCAAUGGGUGUUUCUAUGUGGAUGUCUAUAAAUGGUUAAUGUUUAUGAUACAUUGUUGUUUAAGUAGAAAUGUUUAGCAGUAACCUGGUAGUGUCAGUUCCCUCCACAUGUCUUUCCAGCGGCUCUAAAGCCUACCUGUGCUGUUUCACAAUUUAUGUUGAAUUAUUUCUGGAGUCCUUUUUCUUUAUAAGAAGUUGUGAAUUUGCCUUCUUUUACAAAGGUUAUUUUAAUCAGGGAACGGGUUGGUUCCAGCUCAUUCUCCUCUCCCAGUUUGUCAGCCCAAUUCUGACAGAGAACCCCAAAGUGACCUCACUGAGAUCUGGCCCCAGGCUGUGCAAUGUUGUUUUAACAGAUCUCAAGUCGGUCUGAUCAGUUCACAUCAUGGUAAUGUCAAAUAUAUGUCGCUGCACAUUUACCUUAGAGAUUUAACGAUUAACUGCUUUAAAACAAACGGCUCCUCUGUGUGAGCCGUUUCACUUCAUAAUCUUGUUUUUUUCAUUGCAAAAUUCAAGCUAUUGCAGGAAACUAGGUUUUUCUGUAUUCAGUAAUUGUGCAGUCCUAAUUGGCAUCAGUAGUUUAAAAAUUUAUUUUGCUUCUAGCAUUGAAUCAAACGUAGUGUGGUGACUUUAAACUUGGUUCAGUCAGAGUUGGGCCUAGACUUUAGUUUCUGCACUUAGUUUUUUUUCUCUCCAUUUUUACUAAAUCUGGAAUUUGGACAUCAUUUGAAUAGCAUUUAUUUUUAUUUUUAUUUUUCCCGUCACUUUAACUUUAAGAUAUGUAGCUUUGCGGACAUACACACACCCAUUCCAUUUUGAACUCCCCUCCCUCCAAGAAUGAUCAUUAUGCAUGUGUGUUAUGCUUUAUAGGUGACUUGUGCUUUAUUUUCCCUGAGCUUUAGUUUGUUCUAACCUGUUAAAACAAACAGUGUGUAUUAUUUUAUUGUGUCUGACAGUGCCACGACAGAUUUAGAUGUUCUCCUUACUGGCAUUGUCCUUUUCACAGCAUUUCUGUGGCUGCUGAGUCGUCACUGAGGACUGCCAACAAUGGUGGCAUUUAAUUGUCUACAAACUCUGUGUAUCCCCAACCAAACUGUCUGUAUCUACAGUAAACUGUGGGAAACUGUAGUAGUUAAACUGUCAAAGCUGUAUAAGCUCAGAUGACAUUUUUAUCUUAGCCUUACUCGGCUGCGUGGUUUAAAACUAAUGGAAUUAUUAAAAUGAUGGGCGGGUUUUAGAUUUAGAGUAUGCAGGUGCUGAUAUAUUUUACCGUGUGGCUUUAUGAGUGCUGAGAAAUGACAGGGUUGUGGUAGAGUUGCUCCUAAAAUGUCUGCUCUCAAAUGUGAAAGCCUCAAGUUUACAUAUAAGGUGAACUCUGGCCCUGACUCUUUCCUGUGCCUUGCCAUUGUUUAUGUAUGCUAUGAAAAGGCCUUAAAAAUGCUCAGUGGGUCAGUUCAGAGAUAUAUUACUGAUGCUGUCCAGUCAGAUGUGUGGCUACCUCAAAAAUACUUUUUUAAGUGUGCUCUGUUGUACAAUAACAUAAUGGCUCUGUGAUUAUUGUUAGUUCCUGUGUUUCGGGGUAUCCUGGGAAAAGGUGUCUCCUACCUCUGACAUUAACAAAGCAUUGUUACAACAUGUAAUCUUGGCUUUGUAAAAGAUACGUCUUUGAAUUAAAGAGAAUCAAUGGAUCACAA
Messenger RNA from Solea solea (common sole), 2950 nucleotides. Its product is annotated as pyroglutamyl-peptidase 1-like. The transcript is spliced from 5 exons. Bases 131 to 763 code for a protein of 210 amino acids. The record is from RefSeq and is a predicted model, not a curated record. NCBI's taxonomy places the organism in Eukaryota, Metazoa, Chordata, Actinopteri, Pleuronectiformes, Soleidae. Gene Ontology annotation, cellular component: cytosol. Gene Ontology annotation, molecular function: pyroglutamyl-peptidase activity. Gene Ontology annotation, biological process: proteolysis.